AAAUAAUAUGGCCGACAUGGGAAACUUGUGGGAAGAUUUACGUAAACAGGCAAGACAGCUAGAAAAUGAAAUUGAUUUGAAAUUAGUUUCCUUUAGUAAACUAGGAACUAGUUAUUCCUCACACACAGAUUAUGGAAGUGAGUCCUCUCCCUUGAUUCAGCGAUCCAGCAGUGAACACAUGUUUGACACCAUGGCAAUGGAGAUUGAACAACUACUGUCUAAGCUUCAGGAGACAAAUGACAGAAUGGCAGAUUACACCCAGAACAUUGGAACCAAUUCUCCGAGUGCUGCCCUCCUCCACACCCUACAGAGACACCGUGAUAUUCUCCAGGACUACUCCCAUGAAUUCCAGAAAACCAAGUCCAAUAUCACCACCCUCAGGGAGAGGGAAGAUCUUCUGGGCUCUGUUCACAGAGACAUCAAUGCAUACAAAAAUUCCUCUGGUCUGAACAGAAGAACAGAUCUUUACCUGAAGGAAAAUGAACACAUAAGAAGCUCUGAUCGACUCAUUGAUGAUCAGAUAAGUGUUGCUAUAGCCACAAAAGAAAACUUGCAAUCUCAGAAGAGGAUGUUGGGGGGAAUUACACAGAGAAUGAAUUCAUUAGCCAAUCGUUUUCCUGUCAUCAACAACUUAAUGCAAAAAAUCAACCUGCGUAAGCGGAGAGACACCAUCAUCUUGGCUAGUGUGAUAGCCAUAUGUACCAUCUUAUUAAUGUUGUAUGCUUUCCAUUGAUCAUUUCACUGUGAUACUGUGUGCAUUUGUAUGAGAGAGGGGGGGAGGGAGAAAGAGAGAGUGGGAAGAAAGAGGAGCUAUUGUGACAGUUGAAAAAGAGAUUGUGUGACUCAGGACUGUGAUGAAUUAUUAAUUUAACAUAAUCAGUUCUUACAUUGAAUUUCCAGAAUGGGUUCUAUAAGUUUUCAUCUGAGUAGAUUGUCUAUGUACAUAAAAUGUAUAAUUGAAUACACAUUUGUUUUUGAAAUGUAGCUUUAUAUGUACAUCUACAUGUAGUUUAUAGUACCUACAUGGAUGUAAAUUGUUUUUCUAUGAAAAAAAUCCAGAUAUUUUCAAGUUACUGUAAACCAACUUUUAUUUGCAACGAUUUUAUUUCACAGUUUACUAGUUUGCGAUGA
Messenger RNA from Saccostrea cuccullata (small rock oyster), 1131 nucleotides. Its product is annotated as Golgi SNAP receptor complex member 1-like. The transcript is spliced from 8 exons. Gene Ontology annotation, molecular function: SNAP receptor activity. Gene Ontology annotation, cellular component: Golgi medial cisterna; SNARE complex; Golgi membrane. The coding region runs from base 8 to 733 and encodes 241 amino acids. NCBI's taxonomy places the organism in Eukaryota, Metazoa, Mollusca, Bivalvia, Ostreida, Ostreidae. The record is from RefSeq and is a predicted model, not a curated record. Gene Ontology annotation, biological process: vesicle fusion; endoplasmic reticulum to Golgi vesicle-mediated transport.